This is a messenger RNA of Chanos chanos (milkfish), 2675 nucleotides long. RefSeq names its product EI24 autophagy associated transmembrane protein (gene ei24). NCBI's taxonomy places the organism in Eukaryota, Metazoa, Chordata, Actinopteri, Gonorynchiformes, Chanidae. Gene Ontology annotation, biological process: macroautophagy. The coding region runs from base 189 to 1211 and encodes 340 amino acids. Gene Ontology annotation, cellular component: endoplasmic reticulum. The transcript has 11 exons. The record is from RefSeq and is a predicted model, not a curated record.
GCAGUCUGCAGUUCUGUUGUUUUGAGAGGUUGGGAAUAUUGAUAUAAACUUUUAAAGCGUGAGACAGAGACCUCUAAAUAGGAGCGGGCGUAUGAGGUUGUUGGGCUUGACCCAUUUUACCAUGAGAGUUUUUCAGAAGUUCAGCCCACCUUCCUUCUGCAGUUGAUGAAUCUGCAGCUGGUGUGGAGAUGACGGACAGUGUCAGGGCCUUCCUCCGCUAUGUUGCGACGGGGAUCAAGGACUCCAUUCUGGGGAUUGGAACAAUCUCCAAACUGGACGCCCGUAUUCAGCAAAAACGGGAAGAGCAGAGGAGGAGAAGAGCCAGUGGUGCCCUGGCACAGAGGCGGGCACAGAGUGAGGAGCGUAAACAGGAGAGUGAGCCCAAAGUUGUAAGCAGAAUUUUUCAGUGCUGUGCCUGGAAUGGAGGAGUAUUUUGGCUCAGUUUGUUCCUUUUCCACCGGGUGUUUAUUCCCCUGCUUCAGGCUCUCACAGCAAAAAUCAUUGGCGAUCCGUCACUGCAUGGCAAUGUGUGGUCAUGGUUGGAGUUCAUCUUGACCUCUGUAUUCAGUGCUCUCUGGGUGCUCCCACUGUUUGUGCUCAGCAAGAUAGUCAAUGCUAUUUGGUUUCAGGACAUCGCUGAUCUGGCUUUCGAAGUGUCUGGACGUAAAGCUCAGCCAUUUCCAAGUGUCAGCAAGAUCAUAGCAGACAUGCUCUUCAACCUCCUCCUGCAGGCCCUGUUCCUCAUUCAGGGAAUGAUUGUCAGUCUCUUCCCAAUUGAUGCCAUUGGUCAGAUGGUCAGCCUGCUGCACAUGUCUCUUCUCUAUUCCCUCUAUUGUUUUGAAUAUCGCUGGUUCAACCAUGGGAUUGAAAUGCACCAGAGGUUGUCCAACAUUGAGAGGAACUGGCCCUACUACUUUGGCUUUGGUCUGCCCAUGGCGCUUCUCACUGCUCUGCCAUCGUCUUACAUUAUAAGUGGCUGUCUGUUCUCCAUCCUUUUCCCACUCUUCAUCAUCAGUGCUAAUGAAGCCAAGACCCCAGUGAAACUAUACCACUUUCAGCUGCGCCUCUUCUCCCUUGUUGUGCUCAUCAGUAACAAGCUGUUUCAUAAGACAGUCCACCUGCAAAGUUCUCUCACAUCUUCCACCUCUACCGAGAGGCUGCCCUCUCCUCACGUCUCGCCUACCCGCCAGCGACCUUUGCCCUCCCAGUGAACACAGCAGAGUUUCAAAAGCGCAUCCGAGAUUGGAGACCUCUGUUCCAAUGCAUUCGGAUGCAGAGCGUGAAUGCGGGAUCUUUCUGAGCUGGAGAGGUUGUUUGGAAAUUGAUUUUUUUUUUUUUUUGUCCUUUCUAUGUAAUUUGUCAGCCCAUUCAGUGUCCUUGUGGAGGAUCAAUCUGGUUUGUUUUUAAUGUGAAUGACUCACAAAUUGGCAUUUGACUGCCCUGUGCCUCAGUGAAAAAAAAAAAAAAAAACACACACACACAGAAACACGUAAGGUGAUAUAUUUGGCUCUUUUGUGUGGUUUUGUUAUCUGUUUUGUACUUGUCACGUGCCAUUUGAAUGAUUUAAGCAUUUUCGAAUACACAACCCACAUGUUCGCGUACACAUAUAAUUUCUCUUACCCAAGUCUACACGUUUACCACCGUUCCUCUUUUUAACAGUUUAAUCGCCUUACCUUACGAUUUUACGGUAAUUCUUUUUUUUUUUUUUAUCUGGUGUUGGAGAAAGGGGCAUCAGAAGCGACUAUGUCUUUUUAAAUCUAUGUACAGUACGUUGUCCUGGUGACACAGAUGGUAGUGGCUUACUGGCUGUUUAAUUUGUGUGGUAAAUCAUUGGAGCCAAGUAACAAAAUUCCUGUCAUGGUCUUGAACAGAAGCAGGUACAGGACUAAUGUCAUGCUGGUAUCCCAAGCCAGAGAAGCAGAAUACACAGCAGUGAUGUUUUCCUGUGAUGCACUGGAUGUUUCUUAAAAAAAACAAAACAAAAAACAAAUAAGCUGUUUUUUAAAAUUAGGUUGUCACUUCAUACAGAUGGCAUCUGCUUUUACUGAUGAAAUUCCAUAAAAAACAAAAAAACAAAAGGGAUAUGUUUUGACAGUGACUGCUUUCUAGGGAAUAUCAUUGUAACGUUUAAGCAAGGGAGCUGGUUUUAACCCCCUGCUUGAUCCAUUUCAACCUUUGUUCUGCGGUUUGAUGUCAAGUGAAACAAACCAACAAUUUUUUUUUUUUUUUUGAAGGUAUGCACAAGUUAAGCUUUAGGAUUCUGCUGCUGGGACAGAUGACACUGCCAAACUGCUAAACGCAUUCAGUUUAACUCAUUUAGAUCAAGCCAGUACCAAGUUCUGGUGAGCAGUGGUGUGUCUAAGUCUGAGUUUUAUAGAUAGAAACAAAUGGGGGGGUAGUCUUUAUCUCCCGCUUUUGGAAAUCCUCUGUCUCUGUUGCUAAAAUACAAAAUCUCAAAGGGGUUUUGAAUGUCCUACCUGAAGCACAUGCUGAGUCACCAGUCUCAUUGUCGGUGUAUCUGAUGGGAAGAGAAGGUGUGAGUUUUUUCCGAAAUGGUCUAUAAUUACUGAUUAUUGUAAGAAGUGCAUAGUGUUACGUAUGCAGAUUGAUCUUUGUGAGUGAAGUUUUGUAAAAGUAUUACACAUUAUUUCAAUAAAAUUUGUCUGUAUGCACUA